This is a messenger RNA of Cuscuta epithymum, 2827 nucleotides long. NCBI's taxonomy places the organism in Eukaryota, Viridiplantae, Streptophyta, Magnoliopsida, Solanales, Convolvulaceae. The record is from the annotation of a GenBank genome assembly.
AAAUAGGAUAGAUGUCCAAAAGAUGUAGGUGAUAAACUCGAUCAAGCUGAGAUGUAGAGUUUAAAAGCAUUUCAACAUAAGAAAAGAAUUAUAGGGAAGUUCGCAAGGGAGGAGGAAACGUGUGUGUACACAUACAGUAUAAUACUGUAUAACCUAUAUACAUUAAAAUAUAAUAUAAACCACCAUGAAUCCGAUGACCCAGUUCUUGAGCUGGUAGGCAGAUUAUAAACAUGUAUAUAUAGGUUAUCAAUUGUGAUAAAACUUUCUUAAAUCCCAAACAUCAUCUAGUAAUUAACUAAAGUGCCAAGAAACAGUUUGAAGCUAGCUAGUACAAUUCUAUUUCUCAUUGUGUAUAAAAGCAUAAAAUUUCCAUAUCAGUAUGGUUUCGUAUCAUCAGGCCAUCAUGAACAUGGGCUCUGCAACAACUCAAUUUGGCCCAACAAGAACGAUGAACAGGUUAUACGAACCGUUCCAGGAGAUUGGCUGGGAGGAGACACUAGGAGGGGAUGUCAUCCAUGGGUUGAAUAAUACAUGCUUGGUUACACAUCAAACUGCAGGAGUGGAGGAUAAUAAGUCCGAGUACACUUCUAGUGAUUCAGCUGCGGCACCUUUUGCCUUUGGGGAUAAUCAAGCAACACAUAGCAUUACAGCUGACAAGGUGCAGAGACGUCUAGCUCAAAAUCGCGAAGCUGCUAGGAAAAGUCGCCUUAGAAAAAAGGCUUAUGUUCAACAAUUAGAAACUAGCCGUGUGAAGCUAACACAGCUUGAGAUGGAGCUUCAGCAAGCCAAGCAACAAGGACUACAUAUUCUAGGUGCCACCCGUAGCAUAGCAAUGUGCGGAGCGAUUAAUCCAGGAAUUGCUGCAUUUGAGAUGGGCUACGCACAGUGGGUAGAAGAUCAACAAUUGAGAAAUUCAGAGCUCAGAAUUGCCUUACAAUCAAAUAUGCAUGACACAGAGCUGCAGUUAUUAGUUGACAGUAUCUUAAACCACUAUUACUGUCUCUUCCGGAUGAAAGCUGAUGUUGCGAAAGCGGAUAUAUUCUACUUAAUAUCAGGAAUGUGGCAAACGCCAGUCGAGCGGUUUCUCCUUUGGCUUGGAGGAUUCAGACCAUUAGAACUUAUCAACGUGAUAUUGCAGCAAAUUACACCCUUGAGUGAAGAGCAGUUAUUGAGUGUGUAUGAACUGCAACUGAGUUGCCAACAGGCCGAGGACGCCCUCACACAAGGAAUGAAUAAACUGCAACAAUUCCUGUCCCAAAGCGUGAGGAUGAUAAGCGCUGGAGCAGGAAGUUACAACACUCAGUUGGUGACUGCUUUGGAGAAAUUACUAACACUUGAAAGCCUAAUCAACCAGGCAGAUAACCUCCGGCAGCAGACAUUGCAGCAGAUGUGCCGCAUUCUAACAACCAAGCAAGCAGCGACGGGGCUGCUCGCAUUUGGAGACUUCUACCAACGCCUCCGUGAUCUGAGUUCCAUCUGGGCUGCCCGCCCUUGCGAAACCUAUAACUAAUUUUAUGGCAACAUAACUUCGCUGCCACGCUUUUUCCCCAAAUUGACCCAGCCCCGCUUAGAACAUUGUAGCAAACUACAUUUGCCAUUGUUAGUAACUUAUGCUUGUACUAUGCUGUUAUUGCCCAAGCUGACAUCGUAAAAGGACCAUAUGUAAAUUACAGGGUAAGAAUGUGCUUCUUAAUGUAUAUAAUAAAGUUUAAUAAUUCAGAAGAAUUCUCAUAAUGUGAAAAAGCUUGUUGAAUUUGCAUAUCUGAAGAAUAAGCCGAUAUUGGUACAAGAUAAAUAUAUUGACAACAUGAUGAACUCCAAUAUUCCAUUCAUUACAACAUUCAUGAUUUGCAGCAAUUAUGAUUAAAUAAGUAAAUUGGAAAAAGGAGAGGGAGGGGUUAAUUAUACGGCCAACCGAAUGUCUUUGAUCUCGAGCUGAGCAGCAAUGUCCUGAAGCUGCUUCUUCACACUCAUAUCCACUAAUUUGGACCCGGAAUCUCCGAACCGGAUUGUGAACCCGGCCACCAGAGACGGGUCAAUCACGGUCUUGAUUCGAACAUUCUUAGCUCCGGUUAGCCGCUGAACGCCCUUCGCGAUCUGUGCCAGGUGCUGCGAGUCCAGCUUCACCACCGAAGUCACAACCGCCAGCUCCGUCUCCGUCGCCUGGUUGUACAAUUCCUCGAACUCCUUCACGAUGUCCUUUAUCAGCUCCAUUCGAUUCAUGUCCAACAGGAUGUUCAGGAAAUUGACCGUGUGCGGCUGGAGCUCCGACGACUCGGCGAUCUCAUCGAGUACCGACCGCUUAUUCUCAUCUCUCAUCACAGGACUGGCGAAGAAAUCGAACACGGAAUCGUCGGAGAAGAUCUUCUCGAUCUUCCCCAUGUCCGCUGUGGUUUGUUCCAGAGUUCCGUUCGACAUGGCGACAUCGCAGAGCGCGGAAGCGUAUCUUCCGGCAGCCGUGUCAGCCAUUUUGGCACCAAGCACGCCGCCGCCGGCGCGGCGGGAGAGUCUUCUGGAGGGAGACUUGAUAGUGAACUUCGGAAGCCUAAGGCCUCCAGAGAAGGAGAGCUUCGCCGUCGGCGCGGCGAGAAUUUUAGUGGACGGCAGCGAGGACGAGUAGAAUGUAAACGACGUUCGUUGGAAAGCCGCCAUUUCUUCUUGGGGGGAGAAGACGAAGAAGGAUUGCAGCUUGAAGUGAGGAUAUGCGGGGAAAAGGAGAUUUAUGUAAGGGACGGUGAAGAUUGGGGAAAAUGUAGUGAUCGACGGAGGAAAAGAGGUAGCUAAUCUCGUGAUCCCAGAAUAUCCUGACACCUUAUCUUGAGUGCUA